AUGGUAACCAGCAAAACAAUAAGAAAUAUUCGAUUUGUAGAUCCAUCCCUUGGUUCAGAGCAUAUCCAUCAUAAUACAUAUAGUAAAUCAUCAGAACCAGCAACACCAGACUCUCGUUUUUCAACAACUGCUGGUAUAGAUAGGAUUCAGCCUAUUACUUCACUUUGGCAUCCAUGCCAUUCUCAUUUAGUUGUGUCAUUGUGUGAUAGUCUGAUGCACUUGGAUAAGAGUCUGAAUGGGUUUGCAGAUGUUAGCUCUCCAACUAGAUCCGGACUAUUUUCCAAUCCAUCAACUGCAUCUUCGUCUGCUGCUCUUGUCACUAUACAUACUGUGAAUCGAAGCUUGCUUCAUGAGUUGCUUCCGAUUAUUGUUGAGCAAUUCCCAUCAUCGGAUCGCUCUAAUGCUAUGCAGUCCGAAAAUGAUUUGCAAUCAGACAAUCAUCACAAAUUAUCGGACUCGACUCGGGUAAUGGAUACGCUGUUUGAUCCUUUUACUAGCAAAAGUGCAUCUCGGAGUGUCCAGGCUGCACAAGCAUGUAUAUCUGCACUCAAUUAUGCAAUAUGUCUUGAAGCUGCAUGGCAUCGAGAUGCAUUAAAAUCUAUCUUGCCUAUAGAUCCCCUAUUGCAACAAAAACUGAGUCAAGAUAAAAUACACGCUGGAAAAAUACGGAUUCUGCUCGUUGCACUGUUUGUUCUUUUAAGUCGUCGUAUGGAUAGAAACAAACUGUUGGCAGUGUUCAUGACUCCAAUUUUACGUAAUGUCAACGCGGACACCAGUUCAGCAUGGUCCAUGUCGACUGUGACCGAUGUUGUAUGUCAAGGAUUCAUGUCCAUCAUCUGCCCACACACCAAAUCACAUGUAUUUGGUAAAAGUUCUGUAUCUUCAACACUUUCAGUCUGUCAAAACUGGUCUGUGCACAUGGCAUCAAAAGCUCGUGAGCAACUUGGAGAUUUUAUGAUUGUACUGCGAAACGCUGUUGGGUUGUACGAUCAAAACAAAGAUCGUACUGCUCUGAACAUUGCCGAGUCUUUUAUACGGCGAGUUUUAAAGUAUCUGAGUAGUACUGAUCAUACUUUGAACAACGUAGAUCAACUCAAAAUUGUGCUGUCAGUGUAUGGUGACUGUAUGCACUUUAUACCUAGUUCUUUUCAUACACGACUGCCUCCAAAAACAGUCAAAAUUUUACUUCAUCCGCUGCUGAUUCUGAAGCACACAAUAACGCAUAUUUGUAGACUGGCUAUCUGGCAUCCCACAUUACGUAAUCAUGCCAGCAGUGUUUUAAAAACAGCUGUUGCUAGUAUUCGUAAAUAUAUCAAAGAAAGGUCCGAUUCAAGUGCCUAUCCACCAGUACUCAUGACUGAUACAAAUAUUCUGUUGGAAAUUUGUGAAUAUAUUGAAAUUAUUGCUGAUGCCAUUUACACUGGCGCAAACAGCACUAAUGAAUACAGUGCAAAGAGCUUUGCGGGGAUUUCAACAUCAAGCACAAUUAAUAUGUCAUCUUCAACUCCAGUAUCAAGUGUAAAUUUUCUUGUAUUGCAAUCUUCAUCUGCUGAAUUAUUGGCAGCAUGGGCGUUGAACUGUUCAUCCUAUCGCGUUGUGCAGGUGUUUUUAUUACCCUUUGUCAUGCAGCUGGUUGGACUAGAGUCUAAUUGGCGAGUAUGUGAGCAACUUUUAUUACGCUUUCUUGGGCAAGAAGGCUCUAUAUCUGAAAUGAUUGCAUUUCAGAAUCAUCAUCAAACAUCAAGUGCAUCGAAUCCAUGGCUACGCGAAAGCGUUUUAAAGUGGCUAGUGACACUUGCUUGUCAUCGCUCGCUGAAUGAAACUACUAGUGAUACAGCACAAAUAGAGAUUAGCACAAUUUCUUCCAAACUUAUUUGUCCGAGUACACUUAUCUCCAAUUGUUUGAUUUCAUUGUUUGACGACCCAUCUUAUCAGAUUCGAAUGCAUAUUGCACAAGUCAUGGUUAUUGUGGGACUCAAUUCACGCUCAUCUGAUCCACGGCAUACUUUUUGUUAUCAUGAACUAUACGGAAACUGCGGAAUGACUUCAAAUAAAAUGGAAUCAAGUGGCACAGCUAGUCGACCUCGUAUUGCAUCGCCAUACUCAUUUUUUUUAACCUACUUGGACAAAAUGUUUUUUGGGCAAAAAUCUUUGGCCAUGUCACCACGGGAAAUGGAAACUAUUGGGUUGUGGGCGUACUAUAUUACUAGACACAUUAUGUUUCAAUGUCCUGUUUUUUGCGAUAGACUUUUAAAAACACCUGCGUGUGCUAAUCAAAGAUCGAUUGCGCGGUUUGCAUUGGAUUUAUUUAAUCGUCUCGUGAAAUUGCAAGACCAAGCUACUAAAUCGACUCAGUAUUCUAAUCAACGCAUCAACGCUGGAAGCAAUAUCAGUGGGGUGGAUGAAGACCAAUUUCGUCGUAGUGGGAUCAUGUGUGUUGUUUCUGGUGUAUUAGAAGGUUCUUGGAUGUUGACUGAAAACAUAUCGUUGAAAAAACGACCCACACCGCCAUUCUGCGAUGCUAUUGUUUUAGAUGCAUUUACCCCACUGUUAUUACGGUUACGACACGAUCCAAGUAUCCUUGUACGCACAGAAUGUGUCGAGCUAUGCGCUAGAUUGGUGAAUGCCAAGACUGAUAGAGUUAAAGAUGAGUCAAUAUUGAUACCGUCGUCCAAAGUAUCGCUUGCAUGGCAGGAUCCAAAUGCAGCCGAUCUUCCCUUUUUACAUGGCUUAUACAAAAUUGUUCUUGGCAUUUCCGGAAAUGACGGAUUAGUUUGUUUUAAUUUAAAUCCCCACGGAAGAGAUACCAUGACUGCGAUGAAUCCAUUUCCUUUUGACGAUAUUGAUCAAGAUCCAAAUUUUGUAAAAUUAUGCCAGACUGUGGUGACGCAUGGAAGACGAUAUCACUUGCUUCCUUUUUACAAUAUUCAAAGUCCAUUGAAUGCUUUUCAGCCUUCAAACCUCGAUACCGUUAUUAAAAAAGGAUUUAGCCAAGAAAAUACAUCAGUACCCAACCCGCCUGUUCCCGUAGAUAUGUCAGAGGAUACUGAUGCUGAUACGCGACAUCAGCCUAAAAACGAGCAUGCUACAUCCGAGUCUACGCAUGUUCAAUCAAUGAAACAUUCAUUGCCUAGCACGGCACUUGAAGACGGUCAUAAUCCAAUGCCUAAUUUUACCCCACCGUUGCUAUCCACUUUAGCAGCACAAAGCCAUCCCGCCCCAAAAACCUUUAAAUCAAGUCAAGAUCAAUCUAAACCCACUUUAAAUUUUUUCAACUCAGUGGAUGAUCCAGCCGAUACCGAAAUCAUUCAAUCGAUUUAUGCAGAUUUGCAACGUCAAUUCGAAAAGGCGAGUAUUGGUUCUAGAGAGAAUCAAAAGAGCCAGGCUCUGUAUGUUGGACCUCUUCCAAAUCCGAUUAUUGAACAAACCAAUGAUGCUAAAAAGCCCACUUGUGAUGUGGCAAGCCAAUCUACUCAGACUUUACCAAACCCUACUGUGUUUGAAUCUGUAAACAACUCUCACAACCACUCCACAAAUUUGUUGGAUUGGUCUCAAUCUCCACAUCUAGAGACGAAUAGAGAUAUAUCAGCAGAUUAUGCAGCCAUGUUUGCUGCUACUAUUGAUAAUAUUGGAAAGGAGACUCAACCAGACAUUAAUUCUACACUACUACAAGAAUAUGCUACUAAAACUGCUUCAUUGCAAUUCAAUUCGGCUGAUAAAUCAAAUCAAAUUCUUUCAAACGACCGAUUUUCGAUCAUCUUGGAUGAUAUUGUGCUUGAACAGCGCGAUAAACUCACUUUGAUUGAUACAAACUACAAGUUUGCCGAUGCUGUGUGGGCUAACGUGGCGGCUGCUGAACAUCAAGUAUCAGAAGUGCAAGAUGACAAGAUAAAGUUUGAUGCACCAAAAGACAUGCUUUCAUUUGAUUCUGUUGUGCCAGCAACACCAUUAGUGAGCAUGACAAAAGGUGACAAACUUUUAAAAGAAUAUUCAUCCAAUACGCGUGGAGCAAACAUGCUUUUGCAAAACACAACAGCAAUCAGUUCUCCUCGGCCGAAUUUUGAAGACGAGGUCUGCGAUACUGACGCGCCAGGUUUGCAAGAUCAAAAAAAAGAUGGAUUGCAACCCAGAAUACCCAACGUCAUGCCAGAAACUCACCCUACUGCUGCUUUAUUCCAUACAAUGAGAAUGAGUGGUUUAGAUCAGCAUUCGUUUAAAGAACACAACUUUGAAGAAUCUAAGCAUGAUACGUGUCAUUUACCUAUUAAAAAUACAGCUGUUGAUCGAUCUAUGGUGGUUGAAGAUCUUAAUUUUGGCGAUAAUGAUCCAUACGACUCUCCAAAUGGCACACCCUCUCGUAUUAACAAUGCUUGUACAGAAAACCCAGGAACUUCAUUUUUAGCACCAUCUGCCAUGCCAUUGCCCUAUCAAAAUAUUGGCACGAUGUACAAAGAAAAGCAAGUGCUAACUGGUCGUCAUUUGGGUGAUGGCAUUAUUAUUGAUUCUGAUGAUCCAGCACUUACCACAACAGUUUCUGCGUUUACAACUCUUGGGCGUGACACAAGUCCUAUUCUUAAAAAUCAUCAACAUGCUAUUCCGAAUAAUUUUAACUCGACAUAUGGAUAUGCUAAUGCAGAUGAAUUUAGUCAAGGACAAUACCCAACUGAAAAUUUAGCUGAUGGAAGUGAAUCUCGUUUUUCAGCCUCACAUGCACUAAUGACUGGCCAAUCUCAAUCACAUCUAGAUUUUACGUCUAUUGAUCAAUCUACAGUUUCCCCAUUGACAAACCCGCUGGAAGUUCCUCAAAUUGUUCGUCCACAUAUACCUACUCCAGUUAUACCAUUCUGGCCACACAAUGUUUCAAAAACACGUCAGUCUAAUUCUGAUUCAAAAGCUGAUGUGUUAAACAAUCAUGUACCUGCAAUAUCCAACUCUAUUGUAGUUUAUAGCACCGAUCUGGUUGCCAACCCUCUUGUACGCAGUCGAUUAUUUUCCGCCAUGGAGCUUGCACUUCGCCAUCUUGUAUUUGAUACUAUUCAAAAGCAAACCAUUAAUUAUUCGGAGCUAUAUGGCGAUGGCCUAGUGUAUGGAAGCCUGCUUAGUUUGGCCACACUACCUGUCAGUCAAGGUAUGAGCAAGAACGAAAGCAAUAAGCGUAGAAUCAGAACCGAUGAUGACAUGGAUGACUUUAUUGUCAAGGAAGCGUUACAUCCGGCACUUAAGCUUGUUUUUCGACUUGACCAACCACUACUUAUUGAUGCUUGUGUUGACGUGAGUAUUCCUACUGACGAUCAGCUUAAACAUCGGGAUCGGCUUUCUAGCUGGUUACACGCACUUACACUGGUGCACCGACAUCUUCUUCCAUUAUCUCGUAUACUAUUUAAAGCCGAAUGGCGGAUGAAGAGUAAAAUCACAGAAGCCCAAGCACUUGUGAUUGUGCGUGACCAGAUAUCGGUGAGUAGACAGACUGGCGGUGGAUCGAUUCGGGCAGCUACAAGAGGUUUACAAAUGCUAAAGGCUGCUUUAGAGGCUGAUAAUGACCGUGAUGAUUUACCGCCACGAGCUCAAAGUCACGAUGUUAGAGAUUCUGAUGAAAGUGUAAAUCUAAAUCCAGACCCAAAGUCGUUUUUACAAUGGAUGAGAGAGGCCGUACCAUGA
This is a messenger RNA of Batrachochytrium dendrobatidis JAM81, 5658 nucleotides long. RefSeq lists its product as uncharacterized. The record is from RefSeq and is a predicted model, not a curated record. The coding region runs from base 1 to 5658 and encodes 1885 amino acids. The transcript has 7 exons. NCBI's taxonomy places the organism in Eukaryota, Fungi, Chytridiomycota, Chytridiomycetes, Rhizophydiales.